CCGCAGUGUGGUGGCCGCGCGCCGAGCGGAAAAAAGCCAUCGCGGGCUCUCCACCCAGUGCGCUCUGGAGUUGCGUGCGAGGAGGUGCACCGCGAUGACGAGGUUGCUAUGCCGCUAUCGAUUCGCGCGAGUGCAAGUUAGGCGGCCCAGUGACACGCGCGUACACCGUUAACGUCCAAUACCGAGUGUGUGUCUGUGCGGUGCGUGGAGGGGGCGGGGGGUGAGUUGUAAAGCCAAGAUAUCCGAUGGUAUGUGGAACCAGCAAGACAAAGGAUUGAUGAGACGAGCAGCGGAUCGGAACGUUAACUGGAACUCGGCAUCCCUCCUCCAUGCGACGACGAGAAGCGGCAUCGGCGGUAGGAGGAGGCCGUUAGUAGGGUCGCGGCUCGCCUGCGCGACCAGCGAUGCCCGCGCUGUGCGAUGCGCGUCGGCCGAGCAGCAGCAGCAGCAGCAGCAGCAGCAGCAGCGGCGGCGGCGGCGACGUCGACGGGGGGCCGAGAGCCCGGCAGUGCGCCGGCGAGAGCAGUUCGGGCCAGCGGCCUGUCGCGCUUCUGCUCGCUGCAGGAGGUGGGUCUGACGCCACCGGAGCAGCGGCGCUUCCGGCGUAUCCACGGCCUGCAGCUGCCGCUGCACCCGCAGCAGCUGCUCGGCUGGCUGGUGCUGCUGAGCGUGCUCGGCGGCACGUUCGUCUGGCUGCUGCCGCCGUUGGCGCCGGCGCUGCGCGCGCCCGCGCUCGGCGCCGUUCUCGCGGCCACCUGCGCGCACCUGGUGGCCCACUUGGCCGCGCUGCUGCUGGACCCCGCCGAGGCGGCCGUUAGGCGCCAGCCGCGCGACCAGCUGGUGCCCGAGUUCGACCGCGCGCGCCACCUGCACGUCAUCGAGGAUGGGCGCUGCCACCUGUGCAACGUGGACGCCUCGAGCGCGCGCACCAAGCACUGCUCCGUCUGCAACAAGUGCGUGGCCAGCUUCGACCACCACUGCAAGUGGCUGAACAACUGCGUGGGCCGGCGCAAUUACCCGGCCUUCGUGGCCUGCCUCGUCUCGGCCGUCUGCCUGGCCCUGCUCGUGCUCGCGCUCUGCGCGGCCGAGCUCUCGCUCGCGCGCCUCGAGUGGCGCCAGCUGCGCCAGCUCAACCACACCGGCAUGGACAACGUGACCCUGCCGCUGAGCCUGCCGCUGCCCGGCACCGGCUCCCUGCUCGUCGUCUGCGUCGUCGGCGUCCUCUCGGCCGUGGCCGCGGUGCUGCUCAUCCACUUGUGCUUCUUCCAUGGCUACAUCGCCUGCCUGGGCGUCACCACCUACGAGUACGUGCGCAGCAAGCAGGCCGCUCGGCAGGCCGUCGCCGCCGCCGCCGCCGCCGCCGCCGCCGACGCAGCCGACGCGGUGCCGCCCGGCGGCGCGCUGGCCCGCGGCGGCUCCGAGCCCGGCGCCGAGGACCUGCGCUACCACUUCUGCCAGAGCGUCGACGCCGACGAGGCCGCGCGGCGGCGCGCCGACGGCCGCGACGUCUACUUCUGCUCGAGCCACGCCUCGAGCAGCAGCAGCGCGCGCGUUAUCCAGCGCGCCGGCUCCACCACGCUGGAAGAGGCGAACCUGUGGAGAGACGUGCUGGGCUGCCCUCGUUACGUGCUGGCGCCGAUGGUAGACGCCAGCGAGCUGGCCUGGAGACUGCUGAGCAGAAGGCACGGCGCGCAGCUCUGCUACACGCCGAUGCUGCACUCGUCGGUGUUCUGCCGGGACGCCAAGUAUCGCGCCGAGGCGCUUGCCAGCGCUCCCGAGGAUCGGCCACUCAUCGUCCAGUUUUGCGGAAACGACCCGCGCACGCUGCUGCAGGCAGCCCAGCUGGCGGAGCCCCAUUGCGACGCGGUCGACGUGAACAUCGGCUGCCCGCAGGCGAUCGCCAAGAGAGGCCACUACGGAGCCUUCCUACAGGACGACUGGGCCUUGCUGAGCGACAUUGUGUCUACGAUGAGCAGGGGCCUGCGCAUAGCUGUCACGUGCAAGCUGCGGGUCUUCCCGGACGUCGGCAGGACCGUGGAGUACGCUAGGAUGCUCGAGGCAGCGGGCGCGAGGCUGCUCACGGUGCACGGCCGCACGAGGGAGCAGAAGGGCCCGCUCACGGGUCUGGCCUCCUGGCAGCACAUCCGCGCCGUCAAGAGCGCGCUCGGGGUGCCCGUCAUCGCCAACGGCAACGUCCAGAGCCUGCAAGACGCGGUCAGGUGUCUGCGGGAGACCGGCGCGGAGGCCGUCAUGUCGGCCGAGGGCAACCUCUACAACCCGUGCAUCUUCGAGGGCAGCUAUCCGGCCUGCUGGGAGCCGGCCACCGAGUACCUGGACAUUCUGGAUCGCCAUCCGGCCCCCGCCUCCUACGUCCGCGGCCACCUGUUCAAGCUGUUCCAGCACGUCUUUCUGCUGCCGGACAACGCAGAUGAGCGAACGAUGUUGGCGCAGAACUCGACCAUGGAGUCCUUUAGAACGGUGGUUGCAGCGCUCAAGGACAAGUAUUUGCCCUAUCACGAGGGUCGUCUGGUUUGGCGACGCCAAAACGAGGAUUACAAUCUCGUGCUUCCGCCUUGGUUAUGUCAGCCAUACGUUCGCGAUAGUCCAGAAGAGCACAUCAACAAGGUGGAAGCCAAGAAAUUGCAAACGGAAACUACGACCGUGAAACGCGAGUACAAAGACGAAGAAGGAAACGAGAUUUCAAGAAAACGGCUAAAAAAGUUGAGGCGAAUCGCUAGACGACCAAACAGACCAGCUGUAACGGUUAAGCGUGGCUCCAAUUUGUGCGACAAUUGUCCUAAUCCAUUGGGCUCCAAAUGUGAAUAUCAGCUCUGUAGGCAAUGCUGUCGAAAUAAAUGUUACACUGAAAAUUUAGAUUGCCCAGGCCACAGAAAUUUGACGAAAACAAGACGAAAGACUGCCAUCGAGUUUGCCGCACAAAGAAAAAUAGACCAGACAGAAAGUUGACAAAGAAUAUUUUUUUACUUUUGUAAAUAAUAUUACUUAAAUGAUUGAUCUAUUUUUAAUGCUGUUUUAUCUUCAAUAAAAAGUUUUUAAUUAUU
Molecule: messenger RNA, 3062 nt
Organism: Phymastichus coffea
Lineage: Eukaryota; Metazoa; Arthropoda; Insecta; Hymenoptera; Eulophidae
Gene: Dus1
Product: tRNA-dihydrouridine(16/17) synthase [NAD(P)(+)]-like
Exons: 10
Coding region: 421-2967 (848 amino acids)
Biological process (GO): tRNA processing
Molecular function (GO): palmitoyltransferase activity; flavin adenine dinucleotide binding; tRNA dihydrouridine synthase activity
Source: RefSeq, a predicted model, not a curated record